UAGUAAAAUAGCUUUCAAACUUAAAAAUGUUUUAUCUUCUAGUUUUUUCAUUGAUCAACAUUUGUAACUGAGAAGAAAUGUCUAUUGUAAUUCUACAUCCAUCAAAUAAAACCCUAGUUUUCUCUCAAUAUCUUCUUCCUACUGCAGGAUUUAUUUCAUCAAGAACGCACAAUUGAGUGGUAAAAUUAUCAAAGAAAUCUUCACUUCCAGGUUUCUACAACAGGAUUUGCUCCUCCAAAUCCCCGAAUACAUCCACUGACAGUAGCUCCCAAGAGGAUUCAAAGAGGAUCCCUUGGAAAGUUCAUCUUGAAGAAUGGAAUGUUCCAUGGGAUUGGAAGAUUGUUUUGUAUGUCAUGGCACCAUAUUUGAUGAGUAUUCUUUUUACAGGAAUUGUUGAAUCAAAAGGAAAUUCACAAAAUGCAAUUCAAUCGUCGAUUCAAAAUACAGAUGAAGUAGCAGUGAAAUUUUUAGUCGAUCAAUUACUGAAGACUGUAGUUAAGCUUUCGGUUCUAUUUGUAUUCGUCAAUCCUUAUCAACCAUUUCCUGAAGAUGUAUUCUCCUACAGUAUGAUGGAACCAACCAUUCAACCUUAAGAAUGGGUGGGUCUUAUGGGGCUUUGGAGGUCUAAUAGCUGCAUCAAGUUGUGUUUUUCUCAUUAAAAGUCUCACCUCUGGUUUACAUGUCAGCCAGGUUCAAAAUGAGAUAACCAGCUGUUUGUCAGAGACGAUGUCCACCAGUGCCUUGCAAUCCCUCGACAGCUUUCCAGCAAGCCAUUGCAGGUAAUCCAAAAGGGUUUACGCUGAGGAUGAUUUAUAAAGACUCCAACGAAUCACUUUUUUACGAUCCUGCUGAUAUUCGUUUAGCACCGGGAGAAAGAUUUCAAGCGCUGAUUGACCAAUCAAGAAGUCGAGCACAUUACAUCGGUUCACAAGUAUUAUUACGCAAUAAAAAUGUGACGAUGAACCCCGAUGUUGUACGUGUGCCAGUAGUACCUGAAGCAGCAAUGUGGUACGUUGGAAUGGUAGGUAUAGGUACAUUUCCUACAUCACCACCAUAUAUGAAUUACUAUCUGAUGAUUGAUUCGGGUAGUGAUCUUACUUGGCUUCAAUGCCACGGUGCCACAAAAACUUUCAAUCAAGAUGCCCUUCUUUAUCCUUGGGAGUAUUCGCAGACAUAUCAUCCCCUUCCUUGCCAUACUCAUCCUGCAUGCACGGGGGAUAGUUGCAAUACCAAUGGCGAAUGUGUUUACCGAGCAGCUUAUGCAAGCGGUGCAGUUGCGACUUGUGUUAUUGCUAAAGAAACAUUUAGUAUAACUGGUGGUGGCGCCUUUGAAACUCUUCAACUACUCAUGGGCUGUGGUUUUCACCAACAAAAUUUUGUUGAUCUCGGCAACAACCGCCGGAUUAGAAACGAAAAUGAUCUUAUUGCCGGAAUACUUGGUUUGGGAAGAGGACCAUUGUCUUUUAUAAAUCAAUUAGGUGCUGAUGGACAAGGUAAAUUUUCCUACUGCUUGGAGAAACGUAGCGAAAAUAUUUACGCAGGAGGCACAUAUUUAAGUUUUGGUGCAGAUGCGACAAUCGGAAGCGGAGGUCAAAUAGUGCAUAGAACUCCCAUAGUAGUACCCGAGUUUCAGUUUCAGACAUCGGCUUAUUACUUAAAUCUAGAGGAUAUCACUGUGGGAUCCAAUAGAGUAGGUUUUCGGAGCAGAGAUUUUGAGCUUAAAGAGGAUGGACGUGGCGGUUGUGUCAUAGAUUCCGGGGCUCCGUAUACCGUAAUGUAUAAAGAUCAUUUUGAUAGAGUUGCAAAGUUGGUGGUGGCAUUUUUUAAACAGAAUCGUAUGCGUGUUGCUGCACCCACCGGAGAUGGUCUUUGUUUUGUUAUAUCCAGAAGAGACUAUACAGUUCCCAUUAUAAAAUUUCAUUUUCAACAGCAGGGAGAAUUUGUUGUUUUAGAGACCGGUUUUCUGCCAAUCGGUGGAAAUGUUUGUUUAGCUAUAGCUCGAUCGGAAUCUGAUACGGGGCCAGCUUUUAUUUUAGGAGCAAUCCAGCAAGUUAAUAAGAGAAUUUUGUAUGAUAGUAUGAGUAUGACACUCUCAUUUGCUGAUGAGAUAUGCUAAAUAGUUCUAUGAAAUCGCGAUUUAAGGGGUCUCAAGUGUUCUUCUAAUCAAGAAUAAAACAUGUUUGA
This is a messenger RNA of Papaver somniferum (opium poppy), 2184 nucleotides long. RefSeq names its product aspartic proteinase CDR1-like. NCBI's taxonomy places the organism in Eukaryota, Viridiplantae, Streptophyta, Magnoliopsida, Ranunculales, Papaveraceae. Bases 806 to 2116 code for a protein of 436 amino acids. Gene Ontology annotation, molecular function: aspartic-type endopeptidase activity; metalloendopeptidase activity. The transcript is spliced from 7 exons. Gene Ontology annotation, cellular component: membrane; extracellular region. Gene Ontology annotation, biological process: CAAX-box protein processing. The record is from RefSeq and is a predicted model, not a curated record.